Molecule: messenger RNA, 3144 nt
Organism: Pseudozyma hubeiensis SY62
Lineage: Eukaryota; Fungi; Basidiomycota; Ustilaginomycetes; Ustilaginales; Ustilaginaceae
Product: cellular morphogenesis-related protein
Exons: 1
Coding region: 1-3144 (1047 amino acids)
Biological process (GO): protein localization to plasma membrane
Source: RefSeq, a predicted model, not a curated record
AUGUGCAUCCCCAAAUCCAACCACAAGAAGCUCGUCGACGACUGCUACCCGCCUCCCAAGGCUCUCGUCACUUCGGCUCCUGAGUACCGCCCCAACUCCAACGAGCUCGGGCGCCUCACCUACUAUGCUCAGAACAAGCCUGCCAAGCUCACCAAGGUCGGCAACCUCCUCGAGUCCAAGGCGCAGGCGGAUGCGCGUGCCGCCAAGGGCUCCGGGCCUGCUGCCGACAAGGGCAAGGCUGGCCUGAUGAUCACGCUCGGCAUCACUAAGAAUCUGCUCGCCGAGUGCAAAUCCUCCCUCAACUACUUCCUCAAGCCCGCUCAGUCCAUCAUCGCUGCUGCUCUCGAUGCUGCACAGCCUACGCCCGCACGUCCACGCGAUCUCGAGAUCAGCGCUCGAGCCGCCAGCACCUUUUACGCUCUCGCUUCUUUCCUCGACCCUGCCACCACUUCGGUAGACGAUGGCUUCCAGCGUCUCCUGCGAUCCUUCGCAACUCUCGCUGUCGAACGUCCUACCGCUGCAGACGCUUCGCUAGGCGAGGAUGCAGAGCAGCGCAACCGUACCCGUCUCAUCGGUCUCGGUGCUCUCGCCGGAGCCGUGGCUUCCGACGCUGUCUAUUCGUCCACCUCCAAACAGCUCAUUUCGCUUCUCGCUCCCGCUCUCGUCGAAAACGCAAAGGCAAACCGCGUCACUCUCGAUUGGCUUCGCAGCGAAUCAAAGAAGGCCACCGAAGGGGAGCCCACCUAUGCCGAAUUCAACAUCGCCAAAAAGCCGCUUGCCAUCCGUCGAACUCGCUCCAUCUCGGCUCACGUCGCCGGCGAAAAGGGUCCCUCUUCUGAGGACGUCAUCUCGGCGGCCAUCGGCACGCUUCGAGGUCUGCUUCGCCAUGCAGACGCGGUCCAGGUGCAGAGCGUCGUGCAGAACGUCAUCGCCUGGCUCGACAACAAGUCGACACUUUCGAUCCCCGCCCCUACCGAUGGUCGCCAAGCCGUCUCCCACUGGGACGACGCGCAGUGGUGCUGCUGGCUCGCGGAAUCGCUCUGCAGCUGGACCUCGCUUCAGUACCGCUUUGUCGUUCUCGACACGCUCGUCGACCACCUCGCCGAGAACGGCGAAGGCAAGGCUACCAACAAGCAUCUAUCGCUCAUUGAAAUGUCGCGCACCAUCCUCACCGGUCAGCUCAGCCUGAUCGGUCUCAGCACUUCGGACACGCUCAGCAACCUCUCUGCUCUCGCCGUCCGCAGAGUCUACAAGGACACGCGCGAUCCGCUUCUGCCUCCGCUCGUCGAAUGCAUCAGCGGUCUCGGCACGCACGUCUACUACGCCGACCAGAUCAACGACAUUGUCGAGGAGAUUGCUGGGCGCAUCGCCGCGCUCCAGAUGCCCGAGACCGCCUCAGACGCGGCUUCGGUCAAGGCGAACAACCUUGGCGCCGUCCAUCGCGGCGAGCAGCAGGAUCUCAACAGUCACAUCCAUCGCCAGCGCCUCGCCAGCGCCGGUCCCGAGCAGCGUGACGAGAGCAUCCGCGUUCUCCUGUUCUGCUUGCAAGGCGUGCUCAAAGCCACACACCAGUCGAGUGGUGAGAUUCACGAGGCGGUCGAUGUCAAGUCGGGCGGUGCCGAUGCCUCGAACAAGCAGGCUCGCGGUGCACAGGCUGACAAGGGCAAGGCGGCAGCGGGCUCAGCCGAGAGCAAGAUCGGACUGGCUCACGCUGGCACGCGCAACCGUGUGGCACCCUCAUCGAUCCUCCCGACAGCCAGCCUCCUCGCCUCGCCCAACCACGCCGUACGUCUCGCUUACGCCCAAACGCUCAUCACGCUCUUCCGGGACGAGUUCGACCGCGAGCAGCUCGAGCGCGAGAGCGCCGUGUUUGCCGCCGCUCCCAUCGGCGAAAGGGUGGGCGAUGCGAUCGGUGCGAUGCAUGCGCUCGGUGCAGCAGCUCACGUCAUGUGCCUGAGCAAGAGCCUCUCGCCACCAGCACAGGUGCUCGGCAACCUGCGAGAGUCGCCGUUGGAGCUGCUGCCACAACUGGACCGCAUCAACGCCGAUCCUGGUCGUCCAGGCUCGCUCAACAGCGGCGGUUCCGGAAAGGCGUCGGAUGAGUCGACUGCGGCGCUCCCCGUCGACUACGUGGCGGUGGCUCAGGCGCUGGAGCAUGCGGUCACGGCGCUUCCGUGCAGUGCCGCGCUGGCUUUGACACCGAUGUUGAACGCGCUCGACAAGGAUGCCGGCAGCCGAUUGACGGUGCACGGUGGCGGUGUCAACACUGGACUCGAGAAUCAGCGCCGGCUUUCGUCGCGCAUGGUGGCAGCCCGCGUGCUUGCCAAGCUCGGCGAGACGUUCGACGCGAGCUCCGUGUCAAGCGCCGCUCAGAGCGUGCUUUCGCAGAUCCCAUCGCUAGGUAUCGAGCCCGGACCGUCGCCUGUGGGUGGUCUCACGUUACCUCCAGAGGUCGUGCCCUUCUCGGCGGUUGGCACCAUCAACGAGCUCGGAGAAUCGAGCAGCAGCAGCUCGCCUUCGAUCAGUGGAUCGUCGGUGGUCAACAGUCUUGUUUCGAGUUCUAAGCUGCAGAGCGCCACGCAGCUGGAUGCCACGGUGCUCAAGCGCUGGCUGGACCGGGACUGGAACGUGGGCAUUGCGGUGGACGAAGCGUUCGCCGGAGCCAACCCGUACGCGCACUCGUCGCUUUCAGCUGGCUCGCAGCCGGCCUCGCGUCGUCCUUCGUACACGCCCAUCAACGGUCUCAACGGCAGCAGUGCUGUCGUCAACGGCAACAACGCGUCGUCUGCGUCGGUCAACAGGAGCAGCCGCAUGAGCAUGCAGGUGCCUUCGACCGGUGUCAACGACCUGCGCGAGGCGCUGGGCACCUCUUCGACGCUCUCGUCGAGGCAGAUCAACGGCGCCAGCCAGGAUACGUCGUUGAAUGCCGAUCGCCGUGCAAGCCGAAGAGAGUCGCGUCGUGGUCCCGCGGUGGGCAGCGUCAACGGUAGCAACGGCAACAGUGCCAUGGCGAUCCUCGACUCGCUCAAGGUGGGUGUGGAUGAGGAUGCGUCCAAGCUGGGUCCGGACAGCUCGUCGUUCGCGGCCCCUGCCAAGACUGGUGCUGUUGGCGCCUCGCCCAUCAGUCCCCCGUAUGCCUCGUAG